AUGCGUGAGACUGCCAAGCAGCAGGGUGUUCGGCUGGUCGGGGAGCUGCAGCCAUGUGUGGGCUGUGUGGAGGCGAAAGGGAGGAGGGCCCCGGUGCCGCGGCGUGGGACACGCGCAGCGGUGCCGUUCGGCAAGGUCCACAUCGAUCUCACGGGCCCGUUCACCGAGGCGAUGGACGGCUCCCGGUACCUGAUCAUGUUCGUGGACAGCGCAUCGCGGUGGCAACGGGCGUACGGGAUGCGGGCGAAGAGCGACACCCUGAAGUACGUGCAGCGCUUCUUGGCCGACAUGAACAACAUGGGCACUCCGGGAUGUUUUCGCAUGGACAACGGCGGCGAGUUCACCGGCGCCGCUUUCAUCGAGUUCUGCGACGCCGCCGGCAUCCGGCGCGAGUACACCGCGCCGAACACCCCCAAACAAAACGCCGUCGCCGAGAGCGCCAUCUGGCGCCUAAACGGCGGCGAGUUCACCGGCGCCGUUUUCAUCGACUUCUGCGACGCCGCCGGCAUCCGGCGUGAGUACACCGCGCCCGACACCCCCAAACAAAACGCCGUCGCCGAGAGCGCCAUCUGGCGUGCGAUGAAGGGGGGCCACGCCGCGCGACGCCACAUCCUCUCCAUGGCCCACGUCGACCUCGCCUCCGUCCCCAACAUCGGCGCCAACGGACAACGCCUGUGGCUCUCGUCGGCGCUCUGGGCAUCCGGUUGUUUCAACCGCUCCGCGACGAAGGCCAAUCAGGGCUGGAUGUCGCCGUUCGAGGCCUUCUUCGGCAGACAUCCUGGAAUCGUGUGGUGA
Molecule: messenger RNA, 795 nt
Organism: Ectocarpus sp. CCAP 1310/34
Lineage: Eukaryota; Phaeophyceae; Ectocarpales; Ectocarpaceae
Source: the annotation of a GenBank genome assembly